This is a messenger RNA of Penicillium lagena, 2619 nucleotides long. Its product is annotated as beta-glucosidase. Gene Ontology annotation, molecular function: beta-glucosidase activity. Bases 1 to 2619 code for a protein of 872 amino acids. Gene Ontology annotation, biological process: glucan catabolic process. The record is from RefSeq and is a predicted model, not a curated record. The transcript is spliced from 3 exons. NCBI's taxonomy places the organism in Eukaryota, Fungi, Ascomycota, Eurotiomycetes, Eurotiales, Aspergillaceae.
AUGCAGGCGUGCACUCUUCUCCUUGCGCUGACUUCCUGCGUUGGCUAUGUCACUGGUGCACCAGAGCCCUACGAAAGGCACCAGUCUCGCGCGGAGGCGGAUGAGUGGUUUUCGGACCCUUUCUACCCAUCGCCAUGGAUGAAUCCUCACGCUGAUGGAUGGGAGACUGCCUACGGGAAAGCCAAAAGUUUCGUCUCGCAGCUGACCUUGCUAGAGAAGGUCAAUCUGACCACUGGUGUCGGCUGGGAGAACGGACCCUGCGUAGGCAACACCGGCACCAUUCCUCGACUUGGAUUCAAAGGUUUCUGUAACCAGGACUCCCCCCAAGGGAUUCGAUUUGCCGAUUAUGUUUCCGCUUUCACAUCUGGUCAAUUGACUGCUGCGACUUUCGACCGUUCUCUUCUGUACCAAAGAGGUGUUGCUAUGGCCCAGGAGCACAAGGGCAAAGGCAUAACCAUGCAACUUGGCCCUGUUGCCGGUCCUCUAGGCCGGAUGCCCGAGGGUGGCCGCAUGUGGGAGGGCUUUGCCGCUGAUCCAGUUUUGACCGGGAUCGCCAUGGCAGAGACAAUCAAGGGCAUGCAGGAUACUGGCAUUAUUGCGUCGGCUAAACACUAUAUCGGGAACGAGCAGGAACAUUUCCGUCAGGUCAGCGAGGCUGCCUCGCAUGGCUACGAAAUUUCUUCGACCUUGUCUUCGAACAUCGACGAUCGUACCAUGCAUGAGCUGUAUCUAUGGCCUUUUGCCGACGCUGUUCGCGCCGGUGUGGGUUCGAUUCUCUGUUCCUAUACGCAGAUUAACAACUCCUACGGCUGCCAAAACAGCCAGACUCUGAACAAGAUCCUCAAGGGCGAACUCGGCUUUCAAGGAUUUGUUGUCAGUGACUGGGCAGGCCAUCAAUCUGGCGUAUCCUCUGCCUUGGCUGGAAUGGAUAUGUCCAUGCCCGGUGACACCUCUUUCGACACGGGUCUCAGCUAUUGGGGAUCUAAUUUGACGGUCGCCGUUCUCAAUGGCACUGUUCCCGAGUGGCGGAUCGACGACAUGGCCAUGCGGAUCAUGGCUGCUUAUUUCAAAGUUGGCAACACCAUCGAAGAUCAGCCGGACGUCAAUUUCAAUUCCUGGACUUCUGACACCGAUGGCUUCAAAUAUGCAUACGGAAAGGAGGACUACGAGCAAGUGAAUUGGCAUGUCAACGUGCAGGGUAAUCACUCAAAGCUUAUCCGCGAGAUCGCUGCCAAAGGCACAGUGCUACUGAAGAACCGUGGCGCGCUGCCGCUCAAGGAACCGAGCUUCGUUGCUGCAAUUGGGGAGGAUGCUGGGCCUAGUCUCCAGGGUCCCAAUGGUUGCGCAGAUAGGGGCUGUGAUAAUGGCACCUUGGCUAUGGGCUGGGGAUCUGGAACAUCGCAGUUCCCCUACUUGAUCACUCCUGAUUCUGCUAUUCAGGCCCAGGUCGUGGAGUACGGCGGCCGUUAUGAAAGCGUCCUAGACAGCUGGGACUCUGAUGCCAUCUCGUCACUGGUGUCACAGCCUGAUGCCACCUGCCUGGUUUUUGCUAACUCGGACUCUGGUGAAGGCUACAUUACCGUGGAUGGCAAUUGGGGAGAUCGUAACAAUCUGACUCUGUGGCAGAACGGUGAGGGCUUGAUUAAGCAAGUCAGCUCUCUUUGCAAUAACACGAUUGUUGUCCUGCACAGCGGCGGUCCUCUUCUAGUGGGCGACUGGUAUGACCACCCCAAUAUCACGGCAAUCGUGUGGGCCGGUCUUCCCGGCCAGGAAUCUGGAAACUCGCUUGUCGAUAUUCUAUGGGGCAAGGUCAACCCGGCUGGCCGUUCCCCAUUUACCUGGGCCAAGAAGCGCCAGGAUUACGGCACGGACAUCCUAUACACCCCCAACAAUGGCCACGGUCCCCCACAGCAGACCUUCACCGAAGGAGUUUAUAUCGACUACCGCCAUUUCGACAAAGAAGGCAUUGAGCCCAUUUUUGAAUUCGGGCACGGUUUGUCUUAUACCACAUUCAAGUACUCCGACCUCCAGGUAACCAAAAAACCUGUGCGCACCUACAAGCCCGCGGUCGGCACUACCCAGAAAGCGCCUUCUUUUGGCACGAAUAGCCACGAUCUGUCGAAGUACAAGUUCCCGGAGACGUAUCGUUACAUCUUGGCUUAUAUCUAUCCUUACCUCAACACUACCUCGUCCCUCAAAGCCGCAUCCCAGGAUCCCGAAUAUGGCCGAACGGAUUUUAUCCCCCGGCACGCGCUUGAUAGUUCGCCGCAGAAACUGAACCCGGCAGGUGACGCAACAGCCAGCGGGGGCAAUGAGAUGCUUUAUGAUGAGAUGUACGAAAUCACUGCCAAAAUCACCAACACCGGCCAUGUUGCAGGUGACGAAGUUCCGCAACUCUACGUGGAACUCGGAGGCGAUAACCCCCCACGACAGCUUCGCGACUUUCAGCGUAUUCACCUCCAGCCUGGCGAAACUGCCACUUUCCGCGGUACGCUAAACCGUCGCGAUUUGAGCAAUUGGGAUAUUGUGAGCCAAAACUGGGUCGUUACGGAAGAACCAAAGACUGUUUACGUUGGUGCCUCGAGUCGCAAGCUGCACCUGAGCAAAAAGCUGCAUUAA